Messenger RNA from Pseudophryne corroboree (corroboree frog), 921 nucleotides. Its product is annotated as olfactory receptor 11L1-like. Gene Ontology annotation, molecular function: G protein-coupled receptor activity; olfactory receptor activity. Gene Ontology annotation, cellular component: membrane. The coding region runs from base 1 to 921 and encodes 306 amino acids. Gene Ontology annotation, biological process: G protein-coupled receptor signaling pathway. Lineage: Eukaryota; Metazoa; Chordata; Amphibia; Anura; Myobatrachidae. The record is from RefSeq and is a predicted model, not a curated record. The transcript has a single exon.
AUGCAUGAGAACAAUGUGUCUUAUGUCUUUCUUCUGGGAUUUCCAAAUCUUCACAGCUAUAAUAUUAUAUUGUUCUUGCUUCUACUCAUUAUUUACUGUUUCACCAUAUGCGGUAAUGUUAUUAUCAUUGCUUUAGUUUCAAUGAGCAAAACUCUCCAUUCUCCAAUGUAUUUCUUCAUCACACAGGUGUCUGUACUGGACAUUCUAAUGGCCACAAACAUUCUCCCUUAUUUGCUUCACAUUGUCCUACAUAAUGGUGGCACCAUGUCUCUUGAUGCCUGUAUAUCACAGUUUUAUGUGUUUGGUAUAUCAGAGUCAUCAGAAUGUUUUAUCCUCAUGGUGAUGUCUUAUGACCGAUAUCUGGCUAUCUGUAACCCACUGCGCUAUAACUCCUUAAUCAGCAAAGCAUUUUGUGGAAAAUCUGCCAUUCUAUCAUGGUCAUUAAGUGUAUUGCUUGUGGGAUUACAUAUUAUACGUAUAUACAAGUUAGACUUUUGUGGACCAAGUCUUGUUGACCAUUUCUUCUGUGAUUUCCCUCCUAUUCUAAAACUUUCUUGCUCAGAUACUUCACUGAUUCUAAUUCAAGCAGCUCUAAUUGGCAUAAUUAUUAUCACAUUCCCAUUCAUAAUGAUUAUUGUUUCUUAUGUGUUCAUCAUCACUACCAUCCUAAACAUCCGCUCCAUCAGCGGGAGGCAAAAAGCCUUCUCCACCUGCAGCUCCCACUUGACUGUUGUGUGUAUUUUUUUUGGGAUUCUCUUUUCUGUAUAUGUGAUUCCAAACAAAGAACACUUAUUGGAUACCAAUAAGAUAUUGUCAUUACUGUACACUGUGGUGAUACCUUUGCUUAAUCCAUUCAUCUACAGCCUGCGGAAUAAAGACUUCAAGAGAGCUUUUUUAAAAUGGAAAUUGAAUUACAAUUAA